Peromyscus californicus insignis is the source of this 371-nucleotide messenger RNA. RefSeq names its product metallothionein-2. Gene Ontology annotation, molecular function: metal ion binding. The transcript has a single exon. Lineage: Eukaryota; Metazoa; Chordata; Mammalia; Rodentia; Cricetidae. The record is from RefSeq and is a predicted model, not a curated record. The coding region runs from base 62 to 247 and encodes 61 amino acids.
CCUCCUCCUAGCACUUCAAUUCCGGCUCGUCGUCGGUCUUCAGCCGCCUCCUCCACUCGCCAUGGACCCUAACUGCUCCUGUGCCACAGAUGGCUCCUGCUCCUGCUCCGGGUCUUGCAAAUGCAAAGAGUGCAAAUGCACCUCAUGCAAGAAAAGCUGCUGCUCCUGUUGCCCCGUGGGCUGUGCGAAGUGCUCCCAGGGAUGCAUCUGCAAAGAGGCUUCGGACAAGUGCAGCUGCUGUGCCUGAAGUGGGACCCCCUCAGCCGCGUGUAAAUAGAGCAAUGUGUAGAAACCUCAUUUUUUUUACAACCCUGGCCUAUUCUCCACACCUAUGAAAGCAUGUAACUGAUAAUAAAAAGCGUUGACUUAAA